Molecule: messenger RNA, 2559 nt
Organism: Ziziphus jujuba (common jujube)
Lineage: Eukaryota; Viridiplantae; Streptophyta; Magnoliopsida; Rosales; Rhamnaceae
Product: protein FEZ
Exons: 5
Coding region: 531-1970 (479 amino acids)
Biological process (GO): regulation of DNA-templated transcription
Molecular function (GO): DNA binding
Source: RefSeq, a predicted model, not a curated record
GAUUGCCAGUGAAGUUUCUGCAAGAUUUCGUUGACCCGGAGACUCUCUGUCAUAUAAAUUACCUCUAAACCACACAACCUCAGUCUCCCUUCGAUUGCCUGCUCUUACAGAAUCGAGAAACUGCACUCUCGUCUUCUCCUCUCGGUUUCCUCUCCCCGGGCUUUAAUUGCGCAACCAAUGUCUUCUGAUCUCAACGAGGAACUUUGGUUAGUUUUUUGUGAUUUUUGUUUCAUGAGCCGGGGGAGGCUCUGGUGUUCGUGGAAGAUACUAUUCCGGCACUGGACUUGACGAUAGUGCUUUCUUGGUUAUUUAUCGUUACACCGUUCUUUUACAGUUUUUUUUUUUUUUUUGAAAGAACCUGAGAAAUAAAAUAUUGAUUCUGCUACUUGUCCUUGUGUGAGAAAAUAAAAAACAUCUAAACAGCUUUUGGUUACUUGCUGCCACAAUCAACAAAAACAAACUUCACGACUUGUGAAGAAAUUCUGCAUUGGGUUAAACUUUAUAGAUAGCUCUUUUUUCCUUUAUAUACAAUGAAGAGAACCACCCCGCCUCCUGGGUGGCGGUUUCAUCCCACUGAUGUUGAGCUUGUGAAGUACUAUUUAAAGAGGAAAAUACUGGGGAAGAAACUCCAUGUUGAAGCCAUCUCGGAGGUUGAUAUUUACAAGUAUGCUCCUUGGGAUCUUCGAGACAAAUCUUGUUUGCGAAAUGGUGACCUCAAAUGGUACUUCUUUUGCCCGAGGGAGAAGAAAUAUGCAAGCGGGUCUAGAAUGAAACGUACUACUGAAUUUGGGUUCUGGAAAACCACAGGAAAUGAUAGAUCUGUCCAUUACGAAGGCGAAGUUGUUGGGAAGAUAAAGACGUUGAUAUUUCACAGAGGUCAAGCUUCAAAGGGUGAACGAACAAAUUGGGUUAUGCAUGAAUACAGGCUAGAAGAAAAAGGUCUUGCUGAUAGAGGUGUUGUUCAGGAUUCUUAUGUACUCUCUAUGAUUUUCGAGAAAGGCGGUCGAGGACCAAGAAAUGGUGCCCAAUAUGGUGCACCAUAUAAGGAAGAGGACUGGAUAUCUGAUGAGGAAGACAAUUGUGUAGUCACAGGCUCUUCAGCUAACCGUUCUGUACUUAUGCUGCCUAGUAGCCAUAACAAUGGUGCUGCUAAUGGCACACAUGCCUCUGGUAGUAAAUGCUUCGGUUAUUCAUCUGAAUCUUGUAUAUCUGAUUGCAUACCACCUACUUGUGAGGUGUCUCAACCUGUUCCGCCUGCUUGUGAGGUGCCUCAACCUGUUCUCAAUUUUGUAGUAGCGGGCUCUUCAGCUAACCUUUCUGUACCUAUGCUGCCUAGUGGCCAUGACAAUGGUGCUGCUAAUAGCACACCUGCCUCUGGUAGUAAAUGCUUUGGUUCUUCAUCUGAAUCUUGUAUAUCCAAUUGCAUACCACCUACCUGUGAUGUGCCUCAACCUGUUCUGCCUACUUGUGAGGUGCCUCAACCAGUUUCUACCGUUGAAGCCAUGCUGGAGAAUUUUCAAGUUCCUAAUGAUGACGACGAUAUUUUGUCAUUGAUGGAUUGCAUUUCUUGGGACGACAUCCCUGAAGGAAAUGAAAAUGACAAAAAUGAGAAUCCUUGUAAUCUCAACAAUGUCAGAGAUAUUGGUAAAACAUCUAAUUUUGAUGGAAAUAAUGACAUUUUUAACGACUUAGGAGACCUGGGCAUAGCUGGUCUGAGUGAAGAUGGGUGUAGUUUUCCUGGUCAGCACGAAACUAUAUAUACCAUGGAACAAAUGCAUGCACGCGAUGACUUUAUGGAGUUGAUGGAUCUUGACAUCCCAUUGAAUUGGUCUGCUGAAGCUGGUGGCCUAGGUACUGGAUACAACACUUCUAAUAAUCCAGACCAAUUUUGUCAUCAGACUAGUCCCUGUGCUGCAGCUGGCCGUGCCUUGCCUAGUCAGUAUACUAUGCUGCUAGGGAAAGAAGACUAGUUGUACCUGCUUAAUGCUGAUGCUGCAGCACAGCGUCCUGUACUAAAUAAGCCUGAUUAGUUGCUGCCAGAGAAACCAUGAGCCCGUUCAAAUCAUCUGGUUUAUUUCAACCAAAAUUAUGCUCUCACUAUAUUUGUGAUUUUUCUGAAGACUGUAGUUCCUGAACUGCAAAUCAGGGAUCUAAACGUUUUGAAGCUGUCUUUUACAAUAUGGUGCUCCCCCGUUGUCAAGCAGCUAGAACUGGGAAGUUUGAUAUGUUGCAGAAGUUGUCAGGGGCAGAAUUCAUCAUCGAUGGUGGGUUCCACCCAGGUUGCAACAGUGUCCUUUUGAUGCAACGGGGUACUUUUUAGUUUUCGAAUUUUAUGUGUUAUCUGAAGAUGUCUUUUAUAUUCUGAAAGAACAUGUUAUUCAUGUUGAAUUUGCGAUUCAGCAAACUCUUGAAGGUCACAGAUAUUUAUACUUAUUUCUCUUCAAAUAUACUUUUAUUCUGUGGUGACCGCUAAUAAUUGAAUGUUAUUACAUCAUAGGUUGCUGAUGUUGCUGUUGUAUUUUCAAUAAAUGGUAUAUUGAACUUUGACCUUUCAUUUUC